This is a messenger RNA of Lytechinus variegatus (green sea urchin), 1838 nucleotides long. Its product is annotated as coiled-coil domain-containing protein 1-like. The transcript has 2 exons. The record is from RefSeq and is a predicted model, not a curated record. Bases 31 to 1104 code for a protein of 357 amino acids. Lineage: Eukaryota; Metazoa; Echinodermata; Echinoidea; Temnopleuroida; Toxopneustidae.
AGCACAUCUCCCGGUUAUCCCGAUAAGAGGAUGGCCUUAUUCCAUCCACCGAUACUCUCAUACAACUCCCUUGUCAACUUCACGGUUCGAGCCUCGCGUGAAGCGAUCCUUAUCUCUUGUCACCAUCCAUUCGGCCUCCAAAAGACAUACCAAUCUAGUCGCUGCUCUGAAAUGUCAUUCUUUCGGGGUUGCCGUAGGAACGAAGUCUCUUUGAGGUUCUUCAAUAAUACAAAGCGAGAUAAACCAGUAACUUCCGAGACUCUUCGUUGGGAAACAGACGUCGAAAAUGAAGACGAGCCGCAACGAAUCGUGGUCUCUUGGAGGAAGAUUAAUAACAGUCAUGAAGCGAUUUCCUUGACACGAGGCGUGGAGGUCAUUUCAGUCUCUCGUUUUUUGGCUGGGCCGAGAACCCACUUGAGAUAUAUCGGGGUAUCCGAAAGGCCGCUUGGCGACAGUGCACCUACGACUGAUGAGGAGCACGGCGAAGAAGCAAAAGAGGAAAUUGAUGAUGUCAGUGCAGCUUUUGCUGCUGCUGCUACUGAUGAUGACGGAGAGGAAGAACAUGGAAGUAUUGGUGGCGAAAUGGAAGGUGAUGAUGUGGACGAUGAUGGUGCUGCCGCCGAUAAUGAUGAUAAUCAUGAUAAUGCUCAAGGUGGUGGUGAUGAUGGCGGCAGAUAUGGUGAUGAUGACGGGAAGAAAGACCAUGACGGUACUCUUGGCGACAAAGAUGGCGCAAAUGACGACGAUGGAGGUGCUGCCAGUGAUAACGAUGGAAACGAACGAAGUGGCAAUGAUGGUGGUUAUGAUGAUGACGGGGAUGCUGGUGAAGGCGACAAUGUCGACGAUGGUGGUGUUGACGCUGAUAACUUUGAUUACAGUGGGUAUGGUGGUGUUGAUGGUGAUUAUAGUAAUAAUGAUGAUGUCACUAACCCUGAUGCUUCUAACAAUGGUGGUGGUUAUGGUAACAGUGAAAUUGCUGCUGAUUCCGAUGCUGAUGGUGAUGCUGGGCAUCUUGAUGGUGAGCUUGCCUGCGAUGCUGAUGGCGUGACCACUUUUGAGACAAAUGACUGGGAAUUCGACUCUCCUGGGAUCUGCGUUCGCUGACGGUGCAGCUUAAUCGAUUGUAAUCAAGGAAUUAAAUGCACACAAAGUCAUUUACUAUCAAUAAUACCAUAGCUUAUCCAGUAAUGUUAAGGUAGAGUUCAAGUGCACUUUGAAUUAAUAAUUGAGUAGAAACGUCAGUCAUUUCGCAUUGCAACAAUAAGCCAAGCUAAGUAUUUUGAUGAUUUGGCAUUGCACAACUAUUCUUAAUCUAGAAAGAAUGGUCAUUUGACAUGAUUAAAAUGUUCUAAUUAUAUAAACACGUUGGUCAUAUGACAUUGCAAAAACUUAUAAGAAGUAUAGAAUUUUUUCCACCGCAUAUUGCUAGAAUAUUCAAAGUCUGGACAGUUUAGCCACUUACAUUACAAAACAUUCUAAGUAUUUUAGACAUAUUGGCAUUUUGCAUCAUUACACUUGUCAUGCUUGUGGCACUUUUCUCAGUGUGCUUUUGGUAAUUUCACUUUAUUGAAAAUAGUCAAAGUGUGGUCCGUUUGGUCAUAUUCUUUGUUCAGUCAUUAUUGUAAGAUUAGUGUAGGCCUAAACAAUAUUGGUCAAAAUGCAUUUAUACUUAGAAUUGAUAUCUGAUGAAUUUAUUAGUGUUUAUCAAAAUAAAAAAAAUAUUGAAGUCUUGUAUGUUAUUAGUCUUUUUUAUAGACCCGUAACAAAUCUUGAAUUUCUGUCAAAGGUUCUUGAAACAGUCGUAUCACGACAGUUAAUGGCGCAUCUGGAUCGUUGAA